Dendronephthya gigantea is the source of this 3922-nucleotide messenger RNA. RefSeq names its product probable ATP-dependent RNA helicase ddx6. Gene Ontology annotation, molecular function: mRNA binding; RNA helicase activity; ATP binding. Lineage: Eukaryota; Metazoa; Cnidaria; Anthozoa; Malacalcyonacea; Nephtheidae. Bases 187 to 1500 code for a protein of 437 amino acids. Gene Ontology annotation, biological process: P-body assembly; cytoplasmic stress granule assembly. The transcript has 10 exons. The record is from RefSeq and is a predicted model, not a curated record. Gene Ontology annotation, cellular component: cytoplasmic stress granule; P-body.
CCGGAAAUAAGUAACAAACGACACACAAAGCCGUUCAGAGUAAAAAGGGAUUGUGAAAAUUUUGAAUUGCAAUCCUUGUAUUUUCUCUUCCAUCCUAUUAUCUACCGAAGAAAGAACUCCGUAGUUUUAUUCUAAAUAUUCGUGAAUUUUAUUAUUCAUAAAACGGCAGAAAUUUAAAACGAAACUAUGAACGAAAAUAAUUUGGCAACAGCCUCAUCUGAAAAUAUUUCCAAUAAAGCUCUAAACAUGCAAAGAGACGGAGCCGAUAGCUGGAAGACAAAAUUAAACCUACCACCUAAAGAUAGACGUCUAAAAACCACCGAUGUAACAUCAACCAAAGGCAAUGAUUUUGAGGAUUAUUGUCUUAAACGUGAAUUGUUAAUGGGAAUAUUUGAAAAAGGUUAUGAGAAACCUUCACCUAUCCAAGAAGAAAGUAUACCCAUUGCAUUAGCUGGACGAGAUAUUCUGGCUCGAGCUAAAAAUGGAACUGGGAAAACUGCUGCGUACCUAAUACCUGUUCUUGAGAAACUUGAUGUGGGAAAAAAUUGUAUUCAAGCCCUUGUGUUAGUUCCAACACGGGAACUUGCACUUCAAACAUCACAAAUAUGUAAAGAACUUGGCAAACAUCUCAAUGGACUUCAGGUUAUGGUUACUACAGGGGGUACAAGUUUGAAAGAUGAUAUCAUGAGGUUAUAUAAUCCAGUUCAUGUGAUAAUUGCAACUCCUGGGAGAAUUUAUGAUCUCAUCAAAAAGGAAUUAGCCAAUACAAAAGAUUGUCAAAUGGUGGUUAUGGAUGAGGCAGACAAACUUUUAUCUCAGGACUUCAAAGGAGUGAUGGAACAAAUUAUUCAUCACAUGCCAAUUGCCAGACAAAUUCUUUUAUUCUCUGCAACAUUCCCAGUCACAGUUAAAGAAUUUAAGGAAAAAUAUCUAGAGAAGCCUUAUGAAAUAAAUUUAAUGGACGAACUUACAUUAAAAGGAAUCACACAGUACUAUGCAUUUGUAGAAGAGAAGCAAAAAGUACACUGUCUAAACACGUUAUUUUCAAAGUUACAAAUCAAUCAAUCGAUCAUUUUCUGCAAUUCUGUUCAAAGAGUGGAAUUGUUGGCAAGACGUAUUACAGAGCUUGGUUAUUCAUGUUUUUAUAUACAUUCAAAAAUGUCUCAACCUCAUCGUAACAGAGUUUUUCAUGAUUUCCGUAAGGGCGAAUGUCGAAAUUUAGUAUGUUCAGACCUGUUUACUCGUGGUAUUGAUAUUCAGUCAGUGAAUGUUGUGAUCAACUUUGACUUUCCAAAGUUAUCUGAAACGUAUCUCCAUCGCAUUGGUCGUUCUGGACGUUAUGGUCAUCUCGGUCUGGCUGUGAAUCUUAUUACUUACGAUGAUCGUUUUGAUCUUUUUAAAAUUGAACAACAACUCGGCACCGAUAUCAAAGCCAUUCCUUCCAGCAUUGACAAGAGUCUCUAUGUUGCCGAGUACCACCAGGUCCAAGAUGAAAAAUAAGUAUCCUUCUUUCGCGUCAUAUAUCGAUUAUGACGUUUAGAAAUGUUGUUGUGAGUGAAGUAUUUUACAUAUUGUGCGUUUCAGUCUCAGUGUGUGGAUUAACACGUUAUUGAGAUGCAUCAUCGAAAUACAUAUCGCAAAGUCUGUUAUAUUCUGGGACCAGGCAAGUACUAUAUGUGAUAUUCAAUUUCGCACUUCAAAAUAUUUUUCCAUUUAAUACAUCGGUACUUUAGGUGUUGAUCAGUAUAUUGCUUCAUUAUGGAGAUUUUAAAACCCUAUUACUAAUUCACGACGGCUAAACUACUCGGCUUGUCCUGUCCCAUUUGUACAGUGUAUAGAUUGUGAUGUCAUUGUGUAAAUUGUCGAUAAAUUAUUUAAUUAUCUCUAUCGCGGCAACGUGGUGUAGUGGAUAGUGCUGGUAGUUUUAACAUGAAGUGGAUAAUAAAAAUAGCUAGACAAAGUAGAUUCCUCUCAAAUGACUUACCAUCAUAGUAUAUGUCGCCAAAAGAAAUUCUGUUGAUGUCAUGGCGAAGUAUUCUGCUCCAUGUUAAAAUUUCCUGUAAUAUUGUAACAGUGGUUGCUUGUUCGAAAAGUGACUUCUGGAUUUAAAGUUUUUUCACGUUCUCUAUAAGCAAGCAAUAAGCAAGCAACCACUGGUACUCGUGCUAUAAACAUUUCAACAUUCGUAUGUCAUUGUUAUGAUGUUUUAUCAUGCCCGACCAAACAUCAAACAUUGGCGUAUGAAAGUGCCAAUAUUUAUAGCACGGUAAAGGCUACGGUUAAACAGGUUUGUCUAGAUGAGUUCAAAAAUCCUUUCAUUCCACGUAGCGUGAUGUGACUGGUAGUGGAGGUUGCGAGCUCAUCCAGAGUCCAUUUAGUAUAAUCGUAACCUAACCUAAUUUGUGUAAAUAUCUGUAAAUACAUAGAGUUCUAUUUUCGAAAUGGGGUUGGGUGGGUAAUAUGGCAUCCAAUGCCGAUGCCAAAUUUUGAUUUAUCAUAUGGCUGCAGGAUUUUUCGACAUUGUUGCAGUUCAAAAGAAAAAUGUUGAAAUAUCGUAAUUAAAUGCUUUUUUACGAGCUAUAACGGGAGCAAAAUGAAACAGAUUUCAAUUAUACAAAAUCAUCUAAAGGCUGUACAUGAAAUGCCUAUUACAGCAGAUUAUCGUACGACUGAUUUGACUGAAAUGUAAAAAUUCCAGUGAAUGUGAAAAAAAUAAUUACUGCUGCAAACCAACAAACGGUGAUUCCGGGCGCGGCCAUGACAAGGAUAUAGGGUAGAUGUCCUGUUAUGUUUGAGCUCCGUAAUUUAGUGUAACCAAACAUAAGAGAAAGACGAGCACAUAUACAAAUAAGUUGCUGCAAGAAUAAGCUUAGCCAAGCAAAUAAUUAUCCACACUGUGUGCUUUUUGGAGGAUACUGUGGAGAGUAGUAUUAAGAAAGUGAAACCAACCUGGAAGUGCUGCUUAUUAUGCAGCUUGUGAGCAACGUGAAGAUCUUUGAGGAACAGGUUCGCAUGCCUGUAAACCUCACAUGCAUGUGCUGUUGUGUUGAACAUUUGUUCCUACCCAACAUAACGGCGUAUGAAAAGUUAAACAUUCGCAGUAAACAGUAUAGCAUGUUGCAGGAAAAACCAGAUUGAUUUUUUUCUCAAUUUUCAAUCGUUUGCGGUCGGGCAACCACAGUAACAUUUCUAUCCUGUUUACUGCAUGUGUUCCCUGUAGUUUUGUAUGUCAACCUUAUAACUGCCCAAAACUACAGUGUAUUACCUUAGAAGCGCAGUUAUACUGUUGUGUUUUACAUGACGAAUCCAUGGAUAAACAUUGUAUCUAGUUUCCAUGAGUAAUGUUAAGCUUGUCGACCGUUCUACUGUUGGAACGUUGACUUGUAAGUAUCAAAUUGUUGUGAAAUUAUAAUACCUGUCCCCAUGUAUUAUGUAAAAAUGUGGCGUAUAGUUAGUUUUGUAAAGGUUGUGUAUACUGUGUAAAAUUGAGCUAGCUACCUUCUGAGUUCUGUAUCUUUUCAAAGGUGAUUCUAAGGUUUUACCUAUGAUUGUCUAAAAUUUUACCUAAAAAAAGGUUUUACCUAUGAUUGUCGUAACUUGGUAAAAGGCUAGUAAAAAAUCGGCCUUAUUAUACAUUGCUUUCUAGGCAUAUACCACUUAUUUUACUUUCAUCGUUGAAGAGGGGAAGGUAGCUAGUGUUGCAUGUUGAUAAUUGUCAUAAAAAUUCCGUUUUGUUAACCAUGUUUAGGUUUGAUCUUAGUUGUUUAAAAACUGUACUUUCAGUUUAAGGAACUCCUUAGUAUGGGACAAUGUGUGAAGUAAUUACAACUUGCUUUGGCAGGUUGAAUUGUUUCUCAUUUUGUUAGCCAAUAAUGUUGUGUAAUUUAAUGUCCUGUCUAAACGAAUAAAAUAAUUGUUGAUA